AAUCUAAUGACAAUAUGGCUCUAGGUCAUAAUGAUUUAAACUUAAUUAGUUUUAGUCUCAUUGCAUGUAACUAAAACUCGUGUUAAAAAAAAAGUCUUUUUUCAAUAACCUUCAGUUUCGAACCAAAAUCAUGCUUUGUUGGACAAAACAAUAGUUCUAGAUUUUGCGUAUAAAAGUAUCACCAUUCUUCGAAUUGAAAUUAAAUUCAAUUGUGUGCUUUUACAUUACAAAAGUUGUUCUAUACCAAGUCGAAGUUUACAAUGUUGAACAAGGCUUUAUUUGUUGCCAUAUCCGUGUUGUGUUUUAACGUGUCCCUAGCCGAGUUUAACUGUUCCGAUCCUCCAAUUUUUCCUAAAUAUGACAUUGGUAAAUGUUGUCGGGUACCACACAUCGAUUUAGGAUCUGCACCACAAAAAUGUAUUAAAGAAAUCGAUGCUAUCAAAACUCUUGCCGAUUUGCCAGCUUUUGCUCAUGUGUGCUAUCCUGAAUGCAUUUAUCGUUAUUCCGGAGUACUUCAAAAUGGUGAAGUUGAAAUGGAAAGUGUACAGAAAUUCCUUCGAAAUAGUGUUCAUGGUGGUGAUCAGGAUAUUGUACCAGUAAUAAUGAAUUCAUUUGAAAGUUGUAUGAAAAAUAUUAGAGAACAAAUGAAUGCAAUUAAAGUGAAAAUGUAUGCCAAAUUACCUGAUGGUUGUAGUCCAUAUUCGAGCAUGAUUUGGGGAUGUGUCAAUACCGAUACAUUUAUAAAUUGUCCCGAAAAAAUGUGGAAAAAUGAAAAAGAAUGUAAUUUGGUGAAGAAUUUUGUAAAACAAUGUAAUCCAUUGCCUCAUGUUCCUUUACCGGCUUAUUAGAGUUUUAUUUAAUUUGCCAUAAUA
Episyrphus balteatus (marmalade hoverfly) is the source of this 872-nucleotide messenger RNA. RefSeq lists its product as uncharacterized. Lineage: Eukaryota; Metazoa; Arthropoda; Insecta; Diptera; Syrphidae. Bases 261 to 848 code for a protein of 195 amino acids. The record is from RefSeq and is a predicted model, not a curated record. The transcript is spliced from 5 exons.